ACUCGAGGCCCCCGCCUUCCGGUCCCUCUGUCGCCGCCCGACGCCGUCCGGCUUUUCCUCGUUCGCCUUCGCCCUCCGCCAACCCAGCUUCCCCACAGAGGGCUCCCGGUUCUCCCGUCGUGCCCGGCUCAGGCUGCGGCUGUUCCGUCGGCUGCCGCUCCUCCUCCCAGACGCAGAGCGCCGCCCUGCCCCGCCUCCCGCGCAGGCAGCCGUCCCUACAUCCGGGUACCGACUCCAGCCGCCCAGACGCUGGCACUAUGGUCAUGGCGGAGGGGACUGCAGUGUUGAGGCGGAACAGGCCGGGCACCAAGGCGCAGGAUUUCUAUAAUUGGCCUGAUGAAUCCUUUGAUGAAAUGGACAGUACACUAGCUGUUCAACAGUAUAUUCAACAGAAUAUAAGAGCUGAUUGUUCCAAUAUUGACAAAAUUCUUGAACCACCUGAAGGCCAAGAUGAAGGUGUAUGGAAGUAUGAACAUUUAAGGCAAUUCUGCCUUGAGCUAAAUGGACUUGCUGUCAAACUUCAGAGUGAAUGCCAUCCAGAUACUUGCACUCAAAUGACAGCAACUGAACAAUGGAUUUUUCUUUGUGCAGCUCAUAAAACUCCAAAAGAGUGUCCUGCUAUUGACUACACUAGACACACACUUGAUGGUGCUGCAUGUCUUCUGAAUAGCAAUAAAUAUUUUCCCAGCAGGGUUAGCAUAAAGGAAUCAUCCGUAGCGAAACUAGGAUCAGUAUGCCGUAGGAUUUACAGAAUAUUUUCACAUGCUUAUUUUCAUCAUCGGCAGAUAUUUGAUGAAUAUGAAAAUGAAACAUUUUUGUGUCAUCGGUUUACUAAAUUUGUGAUGAAAUAUAAUUUGAUGUCCAAGGAUAACCUGAUUGUACCAAUUUUAGAAGAGGAAGUACAGAAUUCAGUUUCUGGGGAAAGUGAAGCAUGAAGGGAAUCAUAUGGAAAAAUGUACUGAUCACAUAAUUAACAUUAAUUAUGUACUGUAUAUAUCAUUUUAGACACAUCAAUCAUGUAUCCAUAUUAUAGCUUCUUUGUUUAGUAUAGGUUUUUUUGUAUGCUGGGUUUGCCUUUUAAAAUGGGAAAUACUUUUUAAGUUAUUCAUAAGCUGUAUAUUCACCAGUGUGGCACUCACGGUUUUUAAAUAAGAUUAGUAUUAUCUGUUUAUAAUGCCUGUUAAUAAAAGAAUUUACAGUUUGGUAAAAUUGCUGCUAAACAAUCAUUGGAUCACAAUCCUCAUCAAACAAACCUAUCUGUAAAAAAAAAAAUGAGAGCUUGAGAUUUCACACAAGCCAUUUACUAAAGAGUUAUAAAUGUUUUCCUUUGGUUUUACCCUGAGUUUAGAUAUCCUAAAAAAUUCUAUAGUACAUAGUUUUGUCUUACCUGUUAACUUUCCCCAAAUGAGAUAAAAGUGUUUUAAAAUUCUGUUUAUAGUUUUUGAUAUGCAUAUAUAAUUAUGUGUAUAUCUAAAUACAGAUGCAAAUGAAGCAUUAGUAGGACUUAAUUUUACUGUGCUACAUAAAGUAUAACGUACUUGGAAAGGAUUUACCUUUCUGCAACAAUGGACUGGUACAUACAGGAUUAUGAUAAUGAUAAAGCACGUAAAUGAUGUUCCCACUGGAAACCUGCCCUGUCCAUCCCUUCUCAUUUCCCUUAACCUUAUCCUCAAACUACUUUAGCUGAGAAGCUUUUCACCAGACUGUGAGUUAGUGGUGGCUUAUACCUAUUUAUAUUUGUAUUAAUUGCUUACAGAUUAUACCUCAUAUUAGCAAUUACAUUACACUACAAGAAAAUGUAUUUGCAUAGGCUCUUGCUUAUCUUUGUUUUGCAAAAUUGUUCUACUUAGAAAACAGUCCUUAAAAUAGUUUGACUCUUCCUGUUAGUAAUAUUAAUCUUUCAUUUUACCAGCUGGCAGCAUUAAAUAGAAUUGAAGAAAUACUGUAGUAUUUAUUUUAUACCUCCUCCCCACAAAGUUUAUGUUUGAAUUAUAUGCACGUGUGAGAUUAUUUGCAAUAAUUGAUAGGUUCCAAGGGUGUCGAUGAAUUGUCAUACAUUUUUUAGACUUUGUUAUAAUUCAUUGUGGUAAGAAUGAUUCAAAUGCAGAUUUAACAAUCUUAUAAUCUGUUGAAUGCCAUUUUUGAUAAAGCAUUGGAGGUCUUACUGCCAAACUGAUUGUAAUGAGGCACUAAGGUUGAAAAAAAUUGUACAUGUUAGGAAGAAAGUAUUUAAAUCCAACUUUUGAACGAAUUUAACAAACAUGAGGAACUUCUUUUUCAUUUAAAAGGGUUAUUUUGAAAUGAAGAUGAAAAUGUAUUCAUCUUGUUUUUCAAAUUUAAGGGAAUUAUUUAUACCAUAUUUUGAGACAAGAAUGUACAGCAAAAAUGUGGGGAACAGUAGUGUACUGAGAGUGCGUGUAUAUAUAGUAGUGUAUGCAUUUCUAAGCCUGCCAGUCUUUCUGGCUUUGAACAGUGCCCACCAGCCAUAGUCAUUACUGUUCCCCAACCCACAACUAUCUUUUAAGAAGUCUUAUGUUCACAGUGAAAGGAAUGUUGACUUUGAAAUUAUGGAUUUAUAUUAAUGUCAGUAUAAACCAAUGGGAAUGGUAAUUUUUAAACAAACUUGCUAAAUAUUGAGAGACUAAAACUACUAAGUUAAUAAAUUAUAUAUAGCAGUAUAGCUGUUCUCUCUAGAUGCUGUCUCACAAUGGAUUUCUGUUGCUUAUUUUCUUAGUAAAUAUUUAAACUAAGGUAGUGACUGAGAUUUGGUGAUCUGGCUAAGUAUUUUGAAACACAUUUUGAAUAAUAUGGCUUAGUGUGGAUGGGGAAUUAAAUAUGAUUUUUUUUCUUAUUCAUUUCAUCUUCCCUGUACUGUAUAUUUGGAAUUGAUCAUAAAGUCUCCAAAAGAAAAUAA
Molecule: messenger RNA, 2914 nt
Organism: Saimiri boliviensis boliviensis (Bolivian squirrel monkey)
Lineage: Eukaryota; Metazoa; Chordata; Mammalia; Primates; Cebidae
Gene: HSPE1
Product: heat shock protein family E (Hsp10) member 1
Cellular component (GO): mitochondrial matrix; mitochondrion
Molecular function (GO): metal ion binding; protein folding chaperone; protein-folding chaperone binding
Source: RefSeq, a predicted model, not a curated record